AUGCCGCUACCAAUAGGAGGUGGGGGAGGGAUAGGUGGAGUCCCACCAAAAGACAUGGGCCUAGGGCCAUUUGCUGUAGGAGGUGGUGGUGGGAAUGAAGCAGGCAUUGGAGGAGGGGCUCUAGGAGGAUUUCCAAGAGGUGCACCAGAUGGCCUUCCUUGUGUUGGAGGAAGUGGUGGGGAUGGACCUUGGGGUGGUGGUGGCAAAGGCCUUGGUGGGACACCAGGGGCCACUAUGCCGUUAGCUGCAGGGGCCUAUGUCCUAGAAGAGCAAGGAAUCCUGCUAGAGCUUGUGGAUCCAAAGCUUGGUUCAAGCUACUCCUCCGAAGAGGCAUUGAGAAUGCUCAAUUUGGCUCUCUUAUGCACCAACCCCUCUCCCACCCUCAGACCAUCAAUGUCUUCCGUAGUAAGUAUGAUUGAAGGAAAAAUUGCAGUCCAAGCUCCAAUAAUCAAGUGCAGUGAAACAAACCCGGAUGCAAUGUUCAAAGCCUUUGGGAAAUUAUCACAAGACAGCCAAACACAAUUCUCUACAAUUUCACAAGAUAGUCCAAUGCAGAGAGAAAUUUCAAUGACUGGGCCUUGGAUUGAUUCCUCCAUUUCUGUCUACAGUAAGGAUGAGACCCGAGACCAUUCUUCAUUGAGCAAGCUUCUUCAGGAUCUAUAUGAUGUAAACAUAGAGUAA
This is a messenger RNA of Corylus avellana, 681 nucleotides long. The record is from RefSeq and is a predicted model, not a curated record. NCBI's taxonomy places the organism in Eukaryota, Viridiplantae, Streptophyta, Magnoliopsida, Fagales, Betulaceae.